CAAGACUAUGCCAUCCACCCUCUCACGAACUGACCAAUCAAUCUCCAUGAUCAUCACUAGGAAGUCCUCCUACCGCUAAGCGUCAGCCCAAGAUACACAGCCUGGGUGACAUUUAAAAGCACAUUCUUCUUCUUCCUUCAACACAGCAUCCAACACCAGCAGCCAACAUGCCCAAAGACUGGGAAUACAUGUCCGACGUCGACGCCUGGGCCCGCGACGGGCUCAUGACACCCGACAUCAUCCUCGAGCGCCUCACCGACUGCAUGCGCGGCGACUGCGACAGCAUUAGCAUAAGCGAUAUCAUAAUGCACCACUUCAACCGCUACGCCGACACCACCACCGAACCGAACAUCCUCCCGCAGUCGGCCCUCCCAGUGUUCUUCGCAGUCUCAGACUCCCCACUCACACUCUUCCCCGACGUCACCCCAAUCCUGUACCGCAGCCUAUUGUACGCCGCGGGGAUCCCCUUCCACAACUUCCUACUAGGCCCGCCGGACGCGCCUCCCCCCCAGCUAACACUAGCGCAGUUCCGGCGCGCACUGGGCUGGCUUCUCCCAAAUGGCAAGUACCUGGUGUACCCCAUGGGCAGCCGCUACCGGGCGCGCACGCCAGCCGACGAGCGACGGGUUCUCUUCCAGAGUCUAGCGCGGGGGACGGACGGGAAGAGGCUGCCCCACGACGAGGACGGGGCCCGGCGGCGCGCGACGCAGCGCGCCUUCGAACUCCCCUGGUGGCGCAAGAGCGAGCUGUACUAUGCGGAGUGUAACCGCGACGACGAGGGCGACGAGAUGUUCCACCAUCUGCUCGAGGUCCUCGGCUUCUGUAUGCCCUGGGAUUGGGACGACUAUGUCCCUUUUGCGCAGCCCGUUAUGGAGAAGUUCGUCCCGUUGGCGCAUGAGCUGCAUGGGGAUGAGGUGCGGCUGCACCAUUUGAGUAUUGAUCGUGCGGAUUUUCGAGCGCUGGCGCGGUGGUUGGUCUUUUCGCACGUGAAGCUGGCAGGUAUCAGGGAGGAGGAGCGACUGGGUGGGCUCGAUGAGGUGGCGGAGUGUGUCGUGCGGACGUUCUGUCGCGAUGCGAGGGCUGGCGUGACGUAUGAGAUGUUCGAGGACGGUUGCGCGAUGCUUCCUACCGUUUUCUACGCCUUGGACCGCGUUCUGUUGGACGUGGUGGCGGACUCCCAUGAUCACGAUUUUCCGCGGCGGGUCGUUCCCCAUUUUGGACGCAUCUUGACGGCCCCGAUGUUCGGCUUGCUGACUAUGAUGCUCUUGCGCGACAUGUAUUUCGGCCGCUUCACCCUGCGCGACGAGUAUAGCUGGGAUGUCAACCAGAUGGAGGGCCUGGAUGCCACCGGCUUAGAGCGCAUGAUACGGCAGGAACCCCGUCAGGGCGUUUUCCUCGUGUCCGGGACGGAUCCGUUAACGGGCGACAAGGUCGUGUUUGGGGCGUUUGUGCUUGACCCUGUUGAGGAUGGUAGAGCGAUCACUCCGGCGCAGGAACCGUACGGCAAUGAGCCCGUGGAGAAAAAUACUCUGCUGUUUCAGUUGUCGCCUGUGGCCCGGCGGUUUGACGGGAUUGUGGGCCGUCCGGGUUGGAACAUCCGUGACGAGGAUUUGGUAUUUGGGGAGCCGGGGCAUGGCGCUGCACUGGUGCUUGACGAGUGUCUUUCAAUGGGGGUAUUUACACAGGACGUGGGGGACGACGAUCAGGAGGUUUAUCGGACUGUGCCGUGGGGCCCGAGGCAGGUGACGUGGGAUGUCGAAAGCAUUGAGAUAUGGGUCGAUCGAGACGGCCAUGACCCUGAGGAUCUUGACGAUCUGGAGUAAGGUGUUGAUGUGAGGCCCAAGGGUGUCGUUCUAUGAGUCGUAAUACCUGCAGCAUGUAGUUUCUAUCGAAAAUACCUGAUGGUAUCAUGCGUAUCCCUUCAUUGCAAAAGCGCGAUCCCUGGCCGAGUCGACUUAUAUACACUGAACGAAGCCAGUCAUUUGAAAUAGCUAGAACAUCCGUA
Molecule: messenger RNA, 2005 nt
Organism: Aspergillus campestris IBT 28561
Lineage: Eukaryota; Fungi; Ascomycota; Eurotiomycetes; Eurotiales; Aspergillaceae
Exons: 3
Coding region: 168-1823 (551 amino acids)
Source: RefSeq, a predicted model, not a curated record